UGACGUUCCAAGCCGGCAAGUUUCCAGUCAGUGUUCUGCCUCCUGCUCAGUUCUGUCACUCUGCUGAGGGCGCCGGGUUGUUUGGCGGUGUGGUGCUACCAGGCAGUUUACUUGUAAAAUAGGAAAAGAUUUUACGUAAACUUACGUGUUAUGUCCGUGAGGUUUGUUGUUGUGCCUGUUGGUAAAACAGACGGAGGCCCGUCAACUGAAGAUUCAACAGCGGACAAUGUUGGAGUUGUAUUGGAGAAAGAGGAGGAUCCUUCGACGGAGACAGCGGAGUUACCCAUCCUUGAGUACAUCAGGGAGCCAACCAGAUAUGGAGAUGGAAACCCAAAAGAAAGUAGCCCCUUCCUCAACAAUGACUUUGAUGCAGGAAAUUAUUACGAGGGGAAGAACAUGGCAUUGUUUGAGGAAGAAAUGGACAGUAAUCCCAUGGUGUCAUCACUUCUUAAUAAACUGGCAAAUUAUACCAAUUUGACACAGGGUGUUGUAGAGCAUGAAGAAGCAGAAAAUUAUGAAGGAGCUAAAAAGAAAGAAGUUAAAAGUCCUCGAAUGGGUACCUUCAUUGGAGUCUACCUGCCAUGCAUGCAGAACAUUUUAGGAGUUAUCCUUUUUCUACGUUUGACUUGGAUUGUGGGAACAGCUGGCAUUCUGCAAUCUUUUGCCAUCGUUUUCAUGUGCUGUGCUUGUACAAUGCUUACAGCCAUAUCAAUGAGUGCAAUAGCAACAAACGGCGUUGUACCAGCUGGAGGUUCUUACUACAUGAUUUCAAGAGCACUUGGUCCAGAAUUUGGAGGAGCAGUAGGACUUUGUUUUUACCUUGGUACAACAUUUGCUGGCUCAAUGUACAUUCUUGGCACAAUUGAAAUCCUUUUGACGUAUAUUGUGCCAAAUGGAACCAUUUUUGAAGCUGAUGAAAAUGUUGGGGAAACAGAAGCCAUGUUGAACAACAUGAGGGUAUAUGGAACAUGCUGCAUUGUUUUGAUGGCUUUAGUGGUUUUUGUGGGUGUCAAGUAUGUGAACAAGCUGGCGCUGGUGUUCCUUGCUUGUGUAAUACUUUCAAUCAUGGCAAUCUACGCUGGAGUCAUAAAAACAGGUUUCGAUCCUCCUGAUUUUAGGGUCUGUCUUCUUGGAAACCGAACUUUAUCAAGGCGCAACUUUGAUGUAUGUGCAAAGUACAUAACUGAAAUGAACAUUACAUAUACCUCUAAACUAUGGAAUCUGUUCUGUGACAGUUCUCUUCACAAUGCUACCUGUGAUCCUUAUUUUGACAUUAACAACGUAACAGAAAUACAAGGCAUUCCUGGACUUAUGAGUGGAGUCAUUGUUGAUAAUCUUUGGAGUCAUUAUGGACCUCAGGGAAUGUUAAUUGAAAGAAAAAGACAACCAUCUCUACCAGCUGCAGAUUCAAAAUUUUCAAUCUCUAUGCCUUAUGUCGCCAAUGAUAUUGCCACAUUUUUCACCUUGUUAGUUGGGAUUUAUUUCCCUUCAGUGACUGGUAUCAUGGCAGGUUCCAACAGAUCAGGUGAUCUUAAGGAUGCACAGAAGUCCAUACCAACUGGCACUAUAAUGGCAAUAGCAACUACAUCUUUUAUUUAUAUGUCAUGUGUUGUAUUGUUUGGUGCCUGUAUUGAAGGAGUUGUUCUAAGAGACAAGUAUGGGGAAGCUGUAAAUGGGAAUCUUGUGAUUGGUACACUGUCUUGGCCCUCCCCAUGGGUUAUUGUCAUCGGUUCAUUUUUCUCUACUUGUGGAGCGGGACUGCAGAGUCUUACAGGUGCCCCCCGUCUUCUACAGGCAAUUGCUCGAGAUGGCAUUGUACCUUUUUUGCAGGUCUUUGGUCACGGUAAAGCUAAUGGAGAACCAACUUGGGCUUUGCUACUCACUGCAGCUAUUUGUGAAAUUGGAAUUCUAAUAGCUUCUCUAGACAGUGUGGCACCUAUACUUUCCAUGUUUUUUUUAAUGUGCUACAUGUUUGUAAAUCUGGCAUGUGCAGUUCAGACACUUCUUCGCACACCAAACUGGAGGCCUCGCUUCAAGUUUUAUCAUUGGACACUUUCCUUCCUGGGAAUGACUCUUUGUUUAGCCUUAAUGUUCAUUAGCUCCUGGUAUUAUGCUUUGGUGGCCAUACUGAUUGCUGGAUGCAUAUACAAGUAUAUUGAAUACAGAGGUGCGGAAAAAGAAUGGGGGGACGGCAUCAGAGGCCUGUCUCUAAAUGCAGCCCGUUAUGCACUGAUCAAACUUGAAGAUGGACCUCCUCACACUAAAAACUGGCGUCCUCAACUGCUUGUACUGCUAGACCUUGACUCUGAACACAAUGUUAAGCAUCCAAGGCUUCUGUCUUUAACCACACAACUGAAAGCCGGCAAAGGACUCACAAUUGUUGGCUCCAUUCUGAAGGGAACCUAUUUAGAAAAGCGUUCAGAUGGAAAAAGAUCAGAACAGAAUAUUAAAGCAGUGAUGGCUGCAGAGAAAACUAAAGGUUUUUGCCAUGUAAUUGUGUCUUCCAAUUUAAAAGAUGGAUUUUCACAUCUGAUCCAGUCAGCUGGACUUGGAGGAAUGAAACACAACACUGUACUAAUGUCCUGGCCACAUUCAUGGAAACAGCCAGAUGAUCCUCUUUGUUGGCAGAAUUUUAUAGAUAUUGUAAGAGAUACUACUGCAGCACAUCAAGCCUUACUGGUUGCCAGAAAUGUGGAUUCAUUCCCGGACAAUCAUGAGCGUUUCAGUGAAGGGACAAUUGAUGUCUGGUGGAUAGUCCAUGAUGGGGGAUUACUUAUGCUACUGCCAUUCCUACUUCGAAAGCACAAGGUUUGGAGGAAAUGCAAAAUGCGCAUGUUUACUGUAGCUCAAAUGAAUGACAACAGCAUUCAGAUGAAAAAAGAUUUGCAGAAAUUUUUGUAUCAUUUGCGCUUAAAUGCUGACGUUGAGGUUGUUGAAAUGCAUGAAAGUGACAUCUCUGCUUUCACAUAUGAAAAAACCUUGGUAAUGGAACAGAGGUCUCAAAUGCUAAAGCAGAUGCAACUUUCCAGAACAGAAAGGGAACGAGAAGCACAGCUGAUCCAUGAUAGGAAUACUGCAUCACAUUCAUUCCUCAAUGAAAAUGCUGAUGCCAGUCCAGAUAGAGUCCAUAUGACAUGGACUAAAGAGAAGCUGAUAGCAGAGAAACAAAGAAAUAGAGACCCAUCUGGAAUGGGUGUUAAGGACAUUUUCAACAUGAAACCAGAAUGGGAAGGCCUCAAUCAGUCAAAUGUAAGGAGAAUGCACACAGCUGUUAAGCUUAAUGAAGUUGUGCGGAGCAGAUCUCAGGAUGCCCAUGUGGUGCUGCUUAACAUGCCUGGACCACCCAAAAACAGAUGUGGAGAUGAGAACUAUAUGGAAUUUUUGGAAGUUCUAACGGAAGGACUCAACAGAGUUCUGUUGGUUCGGGGAGGUGGCAGAGAAGUCAUCACAAUCUAUUCUUAAAAGAAUUUAAAAAACUAAAAAAUCUACUUCGGUUCCAAACCAGAAGUUUGCUCAGCUCUCAUGGUUUUGUGCAUAUGGUAUAAUUUGUGGAUAUCUAUGGAAAAGGUGCUAGAGACAGAUACAGUUUUGGUAUGUUAAAUACUCCAGAAAUUAAUAUUUUGUACUUAAGUAUUUGUGAAGCAACAAAGAUUAAAAAAAAAACAA
Erpetoichthys calabaricus (reedfish) is the source of this 3666-nucleotide messenger RNA. RefSeq names its product solute carrier family 12 member 7b (gene slc12a7b). Gene Ontology annotation, biological process: chemical synaptic transmission; chloride ion homeostasis; potassium ion homeostasis. NCBI's taxonomy places the organism in Eukaryota, Metazoa, Chordata, Cladistia, Polypteriformes, Polypteridae. Gene Ontology annotation, molecular function: potassium:chloride symporter activity. The record is from RefSeq and is a predicted model, not a curated record. The transcript has 25 exons. The coding region runs from base 151 to 3462 and encodes 1103 amino acids. Gene Ontology annotation, cellular component: membrane.